Messenger RNA from Carya illinoinensis, 1112 nucleotides. RefSeq lists its product as uncharacterized. The record is from RefSeq and is a predicted model, not a curated record. The transcript has 5 exons. Gene Ontology annotation, biological process: snRNA export from nucleus. NCBI's taxonomy places the organism in Eukaryota, Viridiplantae, Streptophyta, Magnoliopsida, Fagales, Juglandaceae. Bases 65 to 865 code for a protein of 266 amino acids.
CUCCCCCGGCGGCACGCCCUCACCCUCACACUUCACUCUUCAGGUUCUCAAAAACCCUAGUCUGAUGGAGGGAGGAGACAACAUAUUGGAAGCCAUCUACGAAGAGGAUAACCUAGAAGACAUCGACGAUGUUGAGAUGCUUGAUGUGGAAGAAGGAGAGUUACUGGAUCCUAAUCCACAAAAUGAGAAGGGACUAAGCAGUGGUGGAGAUGUGAAUUUAGUAAGUCCAGGAUCUCAAAAUAAAAACCACAAGCGCAGGGCAAGUAAGAAGAAGAAUAAGAAAAAGAAGGGUGGCACAGGGCCGAAUGUUACAGAUAUAAACAGGUUUGUGUUAGAUACAUGUAGGUUUCUGAAAGAGAAGAAAUCAUAUAUGGUAUAUGCGGCUGUUGGUUGCUUGGGAAUUUCUGCACUAAGUGAUCUCGUCAAGGAGGUGGAUGCGAUUCAAACUUGUGGAGGUCAGAUGACUGCAGAUGGCAGCCGCUCUCGAACUGGUGGUGGCAUAUUAUGGCGCAUCAUUAAAGCACGAGAACCAAAAGCCUAUAAAGUGAUAAUGAAUAAGGCAAAGGAGUUUGAGCAUUGCAUUGUUGCGGACCUGAAAUUAUCGAAGCAAUUCAAACAACCAAGUAUUAGGCAAGGAACAAAGCAAAAGAAAGACGGUGGUUCAGAAGGAACUGCCGAUGCAUUUAUGAAUGGGAAUGCAGUCAGUUUGUCUGAUGGUUCGCAGCUCAUAUCCAAUGUGCAGAAUCAACAAGAGCAGUUGAAUACUGGAAUUAAACGAGUACCUGUUCAUGAUAGGUUAAGGAUACCUGUCUCAUAUGAUGAUGACCUUCUAGGACAAGAUACCAAGGAUGAUGCAGCAACUUGAUUGUUGGCACAAAAUGUUCAAUGCAUUUGGGUGGGGAUGGGCCGUGUUCCUUGGAGGCAACAAUUGAUUUUCCCGUUUGACGGAGGUCACCAGAGUAUUGAUGCGAUCUGAAUUUUCUUUUUAUAAAAUGUGUAAUAGAAUCUCAGUUUAAGAAUUCAUUUCCAAAUCAUUAGUUCUUAAUGUAUUCGUGACUUACAUUUAUUUGUCAUCAUUUUAUAUGCCAAAUCUUGUUAAAGUUGCACGGUAA